This is a messenger RNA of Musa acuminata AAA Group (dessert banana), 1422 nucleotides long. RefSeq names its product protein SULFUR DEFICIENCY-INDUCED 1. The transcript has 5 exons. Lineage: Eukaryota; Viridiplantae; Streptophyta; Magnoliopsida; Zingiberales; Musaceae. Bases 415 to 1257 code for a protein of 280 amino acids. The record is from RefSeq and is a predicted model, not a curated record. Gene Ontology annotation, molecular function: protein binding.
GCUCAUUAUUCUUUAGAAAAGUUAUGGCAAUGUCUUUUAGGAAGUAUCGUCAAAGAGGAUGUAUAUGCUGUAUCUUAGUUUUGCAACGGUUAAUAUGUAAUUUUUCUCGAAGUAAAUUGACCAACAGAGGCAUUGAUAUCAAAAAAUGGUACUGACUUGUGGUGCUUGGCAAAUGUGUAUUGGAAAGGUGGCAGGUGUCGUGUCGAGAGUCGCGACGAUGAUUCGAGAUGAUUUUAUCUGCCCCAACGGAGUCUAUAAGGAACUCUGGACACGCAAUUAGCCCGCAUGGCGCCGGACAGAGUGUGGACGCUUGCGCGUGGUAAAUAGAGUCAUGGCUCCGAAACAUCCUCCCUGGACUUAAUCCGAGCCUACUGAUCUACCUAAUCCGACAUCGUCUCAGGAGGAGAGGGCAGAAUGGAAGUUGCCGGCAGUGAGGAGAUGUCCUUCCACGUCGUGCAUAAGAUUCCGGCAGGCGAGGGGCCGUACGUUCGAGCAAAGCAUCUCCAGCUGGUGGAGAAAGACUUGGAGGGGUCGAUCCUGUGGUUUUGGAAGGCCAUCAACGAGAGGGACAGGGUGGACAGCGCACUGAAGGACAUGGCGGUGGUGAUGAAGCGGCAGGACCGGACGGAGGAAGCUGUGGAAGCCAUCAAGUCCUUCCGGCACCUCUGCUCUAACCACUCCCAGGAUUCCCUUGACAACCUUCUCAUCGAUCUCUACAAGAAAUGUGGGAGAGUGGAGGAGCAGAUAGUGAUGUUGAAGCAGAAGCUGCGGAUGAUAUACAUGGGGAAGGCCUUCAAUGGGAAGACGACGAAGACGGCACGCUCCCAUGGCAAAAAGUUCCAGGUUUCCAUCAAACAAGAGACUGCUCGUCUCCUGCAAGCCAACUACAUGGCGGCGGAGGCGGUGUACCGCAAGGCGCAGAUGAUCGAACCCAAUGCCAACAACGGCUGCAACCUCGGCGUCUGCCUCAUCAAUCAAGGCCGCUACGACGAGGCUCGCUCCAUCGUCACCACCGUUCUGGACCUAGGCUUCUCCAGCGCCACCGCUGCUGCCGUCGAUCGCAAGGCGCUACAACGGGCGAAGAAGUUGUUGGCCGAGAUCGAUCAGUCGAUCUCCGUCUCGGAGAUGACGAGGAGGUUAGGGGAGGAAAUGCUGCAGAGUUUGGACAUCAUGGAAGAAGGUUGGACACCCUCCAAGUCCAAGAGGUUGCCGGUCUUCGAGGAGAUAUCUCCCUUUUGGGACCAGAUGGCCUUCUGAGAUCACUGUCUUGGGUUCCAAAGUGAUGUACACAGCAGCAGGAUGUGAAGAAGACACACGCCCGGUUAGUAGUAGUAUAGAACAUCCGUGCUUAAUAGCGGUGUUGGGCUCUGAUGUUGUAACGUAAGGAAGAAAGGGAGAAGGUCUGAAUCUGUGUUCAUGGUC